Messenger RNA from Daldinia childiae, 1356 nucleotides. Its product is annotated as L-galactonate dehydratase. The transcript has 2 exons. Gene Ontology annotation, biological process: carbohydrate catabolic process; amino acid catabolic process. Gene Ontology annotation, molecular function: magnesium ion binding; L-fuconate dehydratase activity. The coding region runs from base 1 to 1356 and encodes 451 amino acids. The record is from RefSeq and is a predicted model, not a curated record. Lineage: Eukaryota; Fungi; Ascomycota; Sordariomycetes; Xylariales; Hypoxylaceae.
AUGGCCGAGAUCACAAUCACCGGCUUCCGGACCCGCGACGUGCGGUUUCCCACGUCCCUAGACAAGACCGGAUCCGACGCCAUGAACGCCGCCGGCGACUACUCCUCCGCUUACUGCAUUCUCGAGACGGACUCUAAGUUCACCGGUCACGGAAUGACCUUCACAAUCGGCCGCGGCAACGACAUCGUCUGCGCCGCAAUAGUCCACCUAGCCUCGCGCAUCCAAAACCGCACCCUCUCAAGCCUAGUCUCCAACUGGGGCCAGACCUGGCGACACCUCGUCAACGACUCGCAGCUGCGCUGGAUCGGCCCUGAAAAAGGCGUGAUCCACCUCGCCCUCGGCGCCGUCGUCAACGCCGUCUGGGACCUGUGGGCCAAGACCCUGGGCAAGCCCGUGUGGCGCGUCGUCGCGGAGAUGACGCCCGAAGAAGUCGUCCGGUGCAUCGACUUCCGAUACAUCACGGACGCGCUGACGCCCGAGGAGGCGCUAGCCCUGCUGACGAAGGCCCGCGACUCGGGGAAAGACGCGCGGUUCGCCGACGCGCUGCAGAGCCGCGCCGUCCCCGCGUACACCACGAGCGCGGGCUGGCUGGGCUACGGCGAGGACAAGAUGCGCGCGCUGCUCCGCGAGACCCUCGCCCACGGCUACAAGCACUUCAAGCUCAAGGUCGGCGGCUCCGUCGCCCAGGACAAGCACCGCCUGGCCAUCGCGCGCGACAUCAUCGGCUACGACCGCGGCAACGUGCUCAUGGUCGACGCGAACCAGAUCUGGAGCGUGCCCGAGGCCAUCGCCCACAUGACCCAGCUGGCCGAGUACAAGCCGUGGUUCAUCGAGGAGCCGACGUCGCCCGACGACAUCCUGGGCCACAAGGCGGUGCGCGACGCCCUGCGGCCGCACGGCAUCGGCGUCGCCACGGGCGAGAUGUGCCAGAACCGCGUCGUCUUCAAGCAGCUGCUCGCGAGCGGCGCCAUCGACGUGUGCCAGAUCGACGCGUGCCGGCUCGGCGGCGUGAACGAGGUGCUAGCGGUGCUUCUGAUGGCGGCGAAGUUCGGGGUUCCGGUGGUCCCGCACUCGGGCGGCGUGGGCCUGCCCGAAUACACCCAGCACCUGAGCACGAUCGACUACGUGGUCGUCAGCGGGAAGCGCUCCGUGUUGGAGUACGUCGACCAUCUGCACGAGCACUUCCUGCACCCGUCCGCGGUCAAGGACGGCUACUACCAGACGCCGACGGAGCCGGGGUACAGCGUGGAGAUGAAGGCGGAGAGCAUGGAUCGGUAUAGUUACCCGGGCGAGGAGGGGGUAAGCUGGUGGAGGACCGAGGAGGCUCGGCCGAUUUUGGAGGGGGAGAAGAUUUAG